This is a messenger RNA of Lytechinus pictus (painted urchin), 3898 nucleotides long. RefSeq names its product endoplasmin-like. Gene Ontology annotation, biological process: protein folding. NCBI's taxonomy places the organism in Eukaryota, Metazoa, Echinodermata, Echinoidea, Temnopleuroida, Toxopneustidae. The record is from RefSeq and is a predicted model, not a curated record. Gene Ontology annotation, molecular function: ATP-dependent protein folding chaperone; ATP hydrolysis activity; ATP binding. Gene Ontology annotation, cellular component: endoplasmic reticulum; perinuclear region of cytoplasm.
ACGUGUGUAGUAAAUGCGAGUGAGUGAAAUACACGUAAUCGUUCAUCAGCGAGCGACGAAAGAAAAGACUGAGGCUGUGCAGGUGUUCGUCAUCAUUUUGUGACAUUUCUGUGUUUGGAGUCAGUCAAAAUGGGGAAGAAAUUUUGGCUUUUGGCUGUGAUAGGUGUUCUGCUGUUUUCAGCAUGUGCGUUAGCAGCAGAAGAAGAUGAGGGAGAUGCAAUUGUAGAAGAUGAUGUUGGCAAGAGUCGUGAUGGAUCCAAAACUGAUGAUGAAGUUGUUGCCAGAGAGGAGGAAGCAAUCAAACUGGAUGGACUGAAUGUUGCUCAAAUGAAGGAGUUGCGUGAUUCGGCUGAAAAACACAUAUUCCAGGCCGAGGUCAACCGUAUGAUGAAACUCAUCAUUAAUUCACUGUACAGGAACAAGGAGAUUUUCUUGCGUGAGUUGAUCUCCAAUGCCUCCGAUGCCUUGGAUAAAAUCAGAUUGACAUCAUUGACUGAUAAAUCAGCUUUAGAUACAACAGAAGAACUCUCUAUCAAGAUAAAGGCUGACAAAGAUAAUCACAUGCUUCAUGUCACUGAUACCGGUGUGGGUAUGACCAAGAAUGACCUCAUCAGCAACCUUGGAACGAUCGCCAAAUCAGGAACCAGCGAAUUCUUUGAAAAACUUUCUGAAAUGGAUUCAUCCGAAGCUACCGAUCUGAUUGGUCAGUUUGGUGUUGGUUUCUACUCGUCUUUCUUGGUUGCCGAGCGCGUUAUCGUCACAUCAAAACACAAUGCUGAUGAACAGUACAUCUGGGAAUCAGACUCUGCCGAGUUCAGCGUCAAUAAGGACCCCCGUGGAGACACGCUCAAACGUGGAACUACCAUCAGUCUUUUGCUGAAGGAGGAAGCCUAUGAUUUCUUAGAAGCAGACACCAUUGAGAAACUUGUCAAGAAAUACAGUCAGUUCAUCAACUUCCCUAUCUACCUGUGGGCAAGCAAGACUGAGACAGUUGAAGAACCUAUUGAUGAAGAUGAGGAAGAAGCUGCUGAAGAGGAAGAGAAGACAGAAGAUGAAGAUGUUGAGGUAGAGGAGGAGACAGAAGAAGACAAACCAAAGACCAAGAAAGUUGAGAAGACCACAUGGGACUGGAGAUUGAUGAAUGAGAACAAACCCAUCUGGACAAGAGCGCCCAAAGACAUCACUGACGAUGAAUACGAGGAAUUCUACAAAUCUUUCACCAAAGAGAGCGAGGCACCCAUGGCUAAGACUCAUUUCUCGGCGGAAGGCGAGGUCACAUUCAGGUCCAUCCUCUUUCUCCCAACGAAGGCUCCAAACCAGAUGUUCCAGGACUACGGCAAGAAGUUUGAUAACAUUAAGCUUUACGUGCGCCGUGUGUUCAUCACCCAUGACUUUGAAGACAUGAUGCCCAAGUAUCUUAGCUUCAUCAAGGGUGUGGUGGAUUCUGAUGAUCUUCCUCUCAAUGUAUCCCGUGAAACACUCCAGCAGCAUAAACUACUCAAGGUCAUCAAGAAAAAACUUGUCAGGAAGACCCUUGACAUGCUGAAGAAGAUGGACCCUGACGAAUACCUGGAGAAGUUCUACAAGGAAUACGGAGUCAACGUCAAGCUAGAUCAUCGAAGACCACAGCAACAGGUCCAGGCUGGCCAAACUUGUCAGGUUUUACUCUCCAACUCUGACACUGAACUAACCAGUCUACAGGAUUAUCUGGAGCGGAUGAAGGAGAAGCAAGAGGUCAUCUAUUUUGUUGCGGGAACGAGUAGGAAAGAGGUGGAAUCUUCACCGUUUGUUGAGCGACUCCUGAAGAAGGGCUACGAGGUCCUCUACCUGACGGAGCCUGUCGACGAGUACUGUAUCCAAUCCUUGCCGGAGUUUGAGGGCAAGAAGUUCCAGAACGUUGCCAAGGAAGGACUGAAGAUUGAUGGAGAAGACUCAGAAGCUGCCAAGGAAAGGAGGGAGGAGAUGGAGGCCAAAUUUGAACCCCUUCUUAAAUGGCUCAAAGACACAGCUUUGGGAGAUGAGAUCAAGGAUGCCAAGCUUUCCAACCGCCUCAGUGACUCCCCUUGCGCCUUGGUUGCUAGUCAGUAUGGCUGGUCAGGAAACAUGGAACGCAUCAUGAAGGCACAGGCAUACGCACAGGCUAACAAUCCUAACACAGAGUACUAUGCCUCACAGAAGAAGACUCUUGAAGUGAACCCCAGACAUCCCCUGAUCAAGACACUCCUUGAGAAGGUUGAAGCAGAUGCUGAAGACGAGACGGCAAAGGAUCUCGCUGUGGUCAUGUUUGAAACGGCUACCCUGCGAUCAGGUUUUGUUCUUCCCGACUCGGCUGCAUUCGCCGGCAGGAUAGAAAGGAUGCUGAAGAUGAGUAUGAACCUUGACCCCAAUGAAAAGGUGGAAGAGGAACCAGAAUAUGAAGAGGAAGAAGCAGAGGAAGAGGAGGAGGAUGAAGAGGAAGAAUUAUCAGAUGACGAUGAAGAAUAUGAUGAUACCCAGGAAGAAACAGGAGAUGAAGAUAUUGAGACACACGACGAGCUCUGAUGAGAGGGAACGCGAGUGAGACACCAUUGUAGAUACAGAUUAGAGGUGUCACUGAGAGGACUAACUUAUCAUAUGUAUAUCUGGACAUCAAAAUGCAUUACUCACAUGAAAGUAAUAAUGUGGGACUGUGACUGAAAAGAAGAGCUUGGAAUGGAAAUCAUCAGAACUGUUCAUUGCUCGAUGGAGAACGUUUGUUGGAGCAGGAAUCUGGUCGAGGGGCCCUUUUGCAUGAGCGCUUGUUAUCAGUGGCAUGUUUCUCAGCACUGUUAUAAACUACUGAAACCCUGACUUUUGAUUGGCUAAAAAUGAAUUUACUGUUGCAUUUUAGCUUUUGUUAUUGAUAAUGAGUUCCUGCAACAGGGCCCAAAUAACUGAGUUGUUCUGUAUCUCAAUUAUCACAACAUCUUUUUUUUCCUAGGCCAAAUUAUCACUUAUAAAAAAACAAAUAUCUUUACCACCACCUUGUAUGAAUACAAUGUUUAAUUGAAUUACUAUUUGAUUAUAAUUUGCAAAAUUUGUUGCAAAAUUUAUGUAUACAAGAGAUUUUAUGAAAUUAUGCAUCCUACUACCAAUUAGUAGUUCAGUGUUUUGCAAUUUUGUAGAUCACGUGUUCAAUGUUCUUUGUCAUCAGAUUUUGUUCUUGUGAAAAAAUAAAAAAAGAUUUGUUUGGUUAUGGACAUUUCAUCAAUUUUAUAUUUAUUUAUUGAUAUCAAAAUUCUCUUUGCACAACAUUCACUAUUUCUGGUAAUAUUUCUUAGAGGUAAUUUCUAAGGCAGGUGUCUAUUCAUCUGAAAGAGUGUCAGCAUUUUCUUCCCUCACUAUUUUUUAUGGGAUUUGGCAAUUUUGUAGGUGUUGAAUUAAAACAUCAAGGAAUAUAACAUAUUAAUCAACUAAUCAUAGUGAUAUCUACAACUAAUGCUAAACUGUCCUGGUGUAUACUUAAGGUAUCACAUCAUAUUUUAGCUGUCGCCAAGAUACAAUUAAUAAACUUUAUAUAAUCUGCUUGCCAUCUAGUCUUGUGUGCAAGUUAACAAUGACAACGGAAGAUAAAUGGGCAUUUGGAGCAUACGUUUUUAAAACAUUUUAUGUUUUUAUUGAAGAGUUAAGCUCUGGUGAUAUUUUGCCUAAUCCCUUUUUUUUUUCUAGAUUCAAUUUUCAGCAACUAUAAAUUUGGGGAUGUUUUCUUGCCGUUAUUUUUCUCUCGAUUGUCAAAAAACAAAGAGAUCAAAUAUUACACUUUCUUACACGUACUUGUGGUACCUUAUAACUCUGUGUUUUCUUGUGCAACACAAAUCUAACACAAGCCAUCUGUGGAAGGUGGAAAUGAGUUUUCAAUAAAAUUGAAAAACAAAAACAA